Molecule: messenger RNA, 699 nt
Organism: Acanthosepion pharaonis
Lineage: Eukaryota; Metazoa; Mollusca; Cephalopoda; Sepiida; Sepiidae
Source: the annotation of a GenBank genome assembly
AUGCUUUUGACCAUCAAUGUACAGGGAUGUCACUUUCUUUCUUUCACGCCCCUUUUUUAUCUCUCUCCCCUUUUUCUCUUUCUCUCCCUUUUUCUCUUUUUUCCCCUUUUUUCUCUCUCUUUCAUUUCCCCUUCUCUCUCACUUUCUUUCUUUUUUCUGCCAUCCUAUCUCUCUACCUUUCUCUGCUUUACGCUCUCUCUUUAUCUCCUCCUUUUCUCUUUCUUUUCCCUCUCUCUCUCGUUCUCUCUUCUUUUUUCUCUCACCUGCUCUAUCUUUCUCUCUCCCGCUCUAUCUUUCUCUCUAUCUUUCUCUCAUCUUUCCUUUCUCUCUCAUGCUCAUUCUCUCGUCUUCUCUCCUUCUCUUACUUUUUCUUUCGCUCUCUCACGAUAUCUUUCUCUUUCUCUCUCCCUUUUCUCUCACGCUUUCUCUCACUUUCUCUCUGAGUUCCUUUCUCUCUUCAUCUCCCCUUUUCUCUCUUUCUUUCUUUCUUUCUUUCUUUUUUCUUUCUCACACGCUUUUUCUUCAUCUCCCUCUUCUCUCUCUCUUCCCCUAUCUCUCUCUCUAUAUAUAACUCUUCAUCUACCCUUCUUUUUCUCUUUCUUUCUCCACCCUAUCUCUUGCUCUCUCUCUCUCUCUCUCUCUCUCUCUCUCUCUCUCUCUCUCUCAGUCACUCUUCCAAAAUUGAGGCUAGCCAAUUGA